GCUUUGUUGACGGACUCCAUCUUGAACGCUAGCAUACGGCAGUACGGGAGAAAUACCGAGGACACCACCGAUUUUCUCCGGGUUGUACCAAUGCACGCGAGUGAUGGUUCCGCAUUCGUAACGUUCAUCAGGUGGUCAACAGUGCAGGCAUAUUUCAAUUAAAACGUGCAAAAAAUACAAUACAUUUUAUAUAUCUAUAUAUAGAAAUCUCGACAGUGUUUUCACAUAUCUGGAUUUGAGUUGCUUUUAAAUAGACAUUAUCUAUUAUCUGUUGUCGCGUUUACAUAGCUUGAAAAGUAUUGCGAUUGUAGCACAGCAGUGUUUAAGUUUCUAGCUGACACUUGGGUUGUUGUUUUUUUUUUCCAUUUGGGGAAUGCCUGACUGUUUUAAUACUUCAUUAUCUGGAGUAGUUUUUAUUAGACGACCCCUUUAAUGACCCCAAAGAAUUUAGUCAACUUCUACAGCGUUUUUCAAUCCAGUUAUAUCAUUCAUCAUAUGCCUUACAUGUCCACUAUACAAGAGUGGUGUUUAUGAGAUGACUCCUUUAGGAGUCUAGUGUUGUGCAGUUACAAGGAUUUUUACAUAUGCCUCUCUACUGAGAAAAGAAUGAAAAAUCGGAUUACUCAAACACUAAGUUAUAAUAGAAGUCUAAGAACAGUUGUUAGACGUGUGUAAAACAUGUUUGUUUUUAUUUUUUUUAUUUUAGAACUGUCCUGGUGUUGUCAUAAUAAUUUGUGAAUUAAACUGUAACUACAUAAGAACAGCUUUGGUAAGACCUUUUUAAACUGCCCCACAUUUGACACUUUUAAGCAAUUAUUGAUGGAAUUUAACAUCUGCCCUUAGAUGUCCAUUAUAGCUGAGUUUAGAAACAGGUUUUCUGUUCACUUUUUAGUACUGGGAAACGUUUAAUACUUUUAAAAUACUUUUUAGUACUAUCCUUGAUGACUUGUCCUCAUGACUCGGAGUUACAUAACACCUAUGUUAUGAAAGUGGACACUUGCAGUACAAAGGGAAGAGGGUACAAUGAUGAGAUUUAUUCAUAUUGCCUGUUUAGGUAGUAUGCUUACUAACUGGUUUGCUAAUCUAGGUAGGUGAGUAAGCUAUUAGUUUAGACUAGCGGAAUGAAGUAAUAAACUUAGUCAGAUAUCAAGUACAGAUGGAGGAGUUAAUUAAUUCAUCUUCAGUAAGUGUUUUAUCCUUGUCAGGGUGACAGUGGAUCCAGAGACUAUACCAGGAACACAAGGAGCGAGGCAGGAAUUCACCCAUGGUUACAUAAAAAAAACAAUCUUAAAGCAGAAAUAGCUUUUUAUGGUUAUAAGCUGCUGUACAAUCUACUUUCUGCUGGGUAAAAUAGGACUUAUGUUCUGGUUAAGUUUGGCUUCCUGGUGUUGACUUGACCCCUCAGGCCUCCAAAGGUCAUACAAAAAUAAAUAAAUAAAUAAAUAAAUAAAAACCCUCCCUUGAUGUAAUAAACCCUUUAACCUGGUACAAGGGAUUUUCCAAAUGGGAAAUAGCUUUGCAGAGCAGAACUGUUCAGGAUUAAUGUAAACAAAAGCAAUUAAAAAAAAACAUUUGUUUUAUUCUCAAAUUGGGGUUUUAAGUAGGCAGCUACUCCAUAUAUGUAUACGUGACAUCUGAGGUAAACUCUUUGGGUUACUGUUUUGUGCUAGCUUUUUUUUUUAUUUAUCACUUUAGCUAGUUACCAUGAUAGUUCAAAGAAAUAGUCUACACCCUAAAAACCACAAAGAAAAUUGUUUUGAAAUGAAGUGUGUAAUGAUACAUUGUGACUUGAAACAUCGCGAUGCAAAAAUGUUUAAUCCACAUCAUGGAAAUUAGCAUUGUAUUAAUUAUGCAUGUAAUGCAGUUGCACUGUUUACACAAUCUGCACAACCCAUAUAGCUAAAAUAUAAAGAGAACACACUGGUCAGAUGAUCACGAUCUUUCAUGGAGAGACCCUUGCACGAGACAUUUAUACGACCACAUUCUAACAGUUAAAAAUAGCUCUUCAUUAGCUAUCAAACAAUACCAGUAGCCAAGGAAAACGGCCAUUUUAGCCGACUUUGGAGCUCUAUUUCUGCUGUGGAGCUCAUUAUGUUUCAGCCAGUCAUUUUCAAAGUCCCAUGGACAGACACUGGUUAUUCAGUCAAUUUUUGGGGAGAAUUUUAUUUAUUUAUUUAUUUAUUUUAAAUAUGGUGAACCUUUAGUAAAUGAAAAAAAUAUUAAUCCUCUGUUUAUAGCCGUUUUUUAUUUAUUUAGUUUUAUACAGAGGAAAAUGUGUAUUGUUUUGUAUUACUUGUGAUUCAGAAAUAAGUCUUUCCAGUCGUAAUUUUUCUUCAUUCAAUUUGUGUUGAAAAUAUUCUGAGAAUUGAAUCAAAUAUUGAAGACAAUAUUGUAAAUUGAAUUGAAUCGUGAUCGGAGUGUAACCUUACACCUCUACUUUAAAUACAUUCUUAUUGCCAAGUGUAAGUACGCUUGCUCUGAGAAUCAGUCAAACCCUCCUCUUUUUGUGCUGCAAGUGACCACUCGCAUAACAUAAUUGAGCUGCAUAUCAAACUGCAGAGGGAGUGCUGAAAGCAGUACUUAAUUUUGGGCACAUAAUUGAAAACAGCUAUAAUGAUAAUAAAUAACACAUUAAAAACUUGGAGUGAAAGAAGAAUUGUGAUUUUUAUUUGUCUUAAGACUGUCAUGAAGUGGCCUAUACUCUAUGGCAUUAGAAUUAGGCUAAGACAAGAACUCACCACAAGAUGUCAGUGUAAAACAAAUGAAAUAUGGAGAAUAGUCUGAUUGCACUAGGCUAUAACUUAACCCUAACAUCUCCAAUGACUUCUCUUUCCUUUUAAAGUAAGUUUGUGAAACAAAAUAUGAAAGUAAAAUAUCAAAUACAUUUAAAUAUAUUUAGAAGAUUGAAAACUACAUGGUAAAUUUAUAUGCUUAUGUUGUGUAACUAUGUUAUUAAUGAACUACAGUUCCAGCAGGAUAUCUUUUGUUGGUUUGUAGAGAGUAUGGUUGAGGGUCAAUACCUGUAAAAAUGACAUGACAAAUUGUCCGACCCAGAGGCAAAAGAGCUCCUGAUGAAAAGCACACAACCCUCACCCCUCAAAAUAAGAGGAGGCAGUAAUAUGGGGAGUAUUUUCUUAAAUGUAAUUCUUCUUAUUUUUAAUUAGUCAAAUUUCUGAAUUUUUAACCCACUGUCUCUUUAAUGACCCUACUUACCCUCCUACUUGGACGCCUGUGUCUACUUACAGUUCAAGACCCUCCCAUUUGGAGAUCCGCGGUCUGCAGAGAUACAUCGGCUACUUGGCAGGGAAAUCAUGAAACAGAUUUUUUUGUAUGUUAGGCCUCUGAAUAUAUUGCAGGGUUUCCACACAGUCCUAAAUUAUUAAUGUGUAUAAGCCUGGCGUAUAGCCUAUUAAUGAUCAUUUUAUAAUAUGAGAUCAACCAUAAUUAAACAAUAAUUGUGAUGAACAGUGUAUCAGUGAGAUUAUUUAGAAAGGGGAAGCCUCUUUUUUGGUCAGUGAGGGCUGAAAUAGGUCACUGCCAACCCGGAUUAAUAUUGGCGGAUUAUCACUGGGUUGACUGUUAGCCUGCCUGUUAGAGCAGGUGAAUCAUGCAUGUAGACUAAAAUUUCCACAUGGGCUAUUCCUCCUGCUUACUUUACAGAAUGUGGCAAACUAAUGUCAUCCUUUGGUUACGUAUGAGCACCAGGUGAAUGGCGUUUAUAUCUUGGAGACCAGGGCGCAGAGGGGCAAGCUAUGCUAUCAGCACACGGGCCCCUUCCUCUGGCGACGCUCCUCCCCUUUGGUCAGAAAGCCCCUCCCUCUCCAGACAGUCACUCCCCCAGUCUGGUGCUCUGUCCUGGCAAGCUGCAAUCACUGCGGCGAGAAACGCCAGGGCCGACGGCACCCAGACCAUAAGUACGUCGGACAGUGCUCCAGUAGGCUCGCUGUCGCAGAGGAAGAGGCAGCAGUAUGCCAAGAGCAAGAAGCAGGGUAGCUCCACCAAUAGCAGGCCUCCACGGGCACUCUUCUGCCUCACCCUCAACAACCCGAUACGCAGGGCCUGCAUCAGCCUGGUGGAGUGGAAACCCUUUGAUAUCUUUAUAUUGCUGUCUAUUUUUGCCAACUGCGUGGCCUUAGCUGUUUACAUCCCCUUCCCUGAAGACGAUUCCAAUUCAACUAAUCAUGACCUGGAGACAGUAGAAUAUGCCUUCCUGAUCAUUUUUACUAUUGAGACCUUUCUGAAGAUCAUAGCCUACGGACUGGUAAUGCACCAGAACUCUUACGUUAGAAACGGCUGGAACAUGCUGGAUUUCAUUAUAGUCAUAGUGGGGCUGUUCAGCGUGGUUCUGGAGCUGAUGACCAAAGAGGGAGAUUCAGGUCAGUCCGGAGGGAAGCCGGGCGGCUUUGAUGUCAAAGCUCUGCGAGCGUUCCGCGUGCUCCGACCGCUCCGGCUCGUCUCAGGAGUACCCAGUUUACAGGUUGUGCUGAACUCCAUUAUUAAAGCCAUGGUUCCUCUGCUGCACAUUGCUCUGCUCGUGCUCUUCGUUAUCAUCAUCUAUGCGAUCAUUGGCCUGGAGCUCUUCAUUGGGAAGAUGCAUGCCACCUGUUACAUGAAUGGUACACGUACGUUAGCAGAGGAAGAGCCUACCCCCUGUACUCUGUCAGGUCAUGGACGCCACUGUUCUGUUAACGGUAGCACGUGUAGAGACGGCUGGCAGGGGCCCAACAAUGGCAUCACCAACUUUGACAACUUCCUGUUCGCAAUGCUGACUGUGUUCCAGUGCAUCACCAUGGAGGGCUGGACGGAAGUGCUGUAUUGGAUGAAUGAUGCCAUGGGUUUUGAGUUGCCAUGGGUCUACUUCGUCAGUCUGGUCAUCUUCGGUUCCUUCUUCGUCCUCAAUCUCGUUUUGGGUGUUCUUAGUGGAGAGUUCUCUAAGGAGCGUGAGAAAGCUAAGGCACGUGGAGAUUUCCAGAAGCUGCGAGAGAAGCAGCAGCUGGAGGAGGACCUGAAAGGCUACCUGGACUGGAUCACUCAGGCUGAGGAUAUCGACCCGGAGAAUGAUGAGGAUGGAGACCAAGAGGGAAAACGCAACCCGAGUAUGCCAACCAGUGAGACUGAGUCUGUUAACACAGACAGUCCAAAUGGAGAAGACGACAAGAUCUGCUGUUGUGGGCCAGUCUGUCAAAAAAUUACUAAGUCAAAGUUCAGCCGUAGCUGGCGACGCUGGAACAGAUUCUGUCGCAGGAAGUGCAGAGCAGCAGUGAAAUCUACCAGCUUCUACUGGCUGGUCAUUGUCCUGGUGUUCCUGAACACUCUCACCAUAUCCUCUGAACACUACAACCAACCUGUCUGGCUCACUGAAGUACAAGAUGUAGCCAAUAAGGUGUUGCUGGCCAUGUUCACCUGUGAGAUGCUGAUUAAGAUGUACAGCUUGGGUCUGCAGGCGUAUUUCGUGUCUCUGUUCAACCGCUUCGACUGUUUUGUGGUGUGCGGCGGCAUUGUGGAGACCAUCCUCGUCGAGCUGGAGAUCAUGUCGCCUCUCGGCAUCUCCGUAUUCCGUUGCGUCCGUCUGCUCCGCAUCUUUAAAGUCACCCGUCACUGGGCAUCUCUGAGUAACUUAGUUGCCUCUCUGCUGAACUCCAUGAAGUCCAUUGCCUCCUUGUUACUGCUGCUCUUCCUCUUCAUCAUCAUCUUCAGCCUGCUUGGCAUGCAGCUCUUUGGUGGCAAAUUCAACUUUGAUGAAACAAUGACCAAAAGGAGCAACUUUGACAACUUCCCUCAGGCCUUGCUCACUGUCUUUCAGAUCCUGACAGGUGAGGACUGGAACGCAGUGAUGUAUGAUGGGAUCAUGGCAUAUGGAGGCCCUUCCUCUUCAGGCAUGAUGGUGUGCAUCUACUUCAUCAUUCUUUUCAUCUGUGGAAACUACAUCCUGCUGAAUGUAUUCUUGGCCAUUGCCGUGGACAACCUGGCGGAUGCGGAGAGCCUGAACUCGGCACAGAAAGAACAAGAGGAGGAGAACAAGAGGAAGAAGAGAGCCAGAAGGAAAGGUAGCAUGGACAAGAAAGAAGAGGAUAAAGGAGGUGAAGAUGGAGAAACUAAGGGUGCAUUAGAGGAGGACACAGGGGAUGAGGAAAGAGAGGCAGUUAAUUCUACAGAUGUGGAUGAUGACCAAGAUGUUCCAUCAGAACCCCGUCCUCAGAAGCUGUCGGACUUCAGCCUCAAGGAGAAGAUUCCGCCCAUUCCGGAGGGCAGCGCUUUCUUCAUCUUCAGCCACACAAAUCCGUUCCGUGUGGGCUGCUAUCGUCUGAUCAACCACCAGAUCUUCACCAACAUUACCCUCGUCUUCAUCAUGCUUAGCUCCUUCUCGCUGGCAGCUGAGGACCCCAUUCGAAACCUCUCAGCACGGAACACUAUUCUUGGUUAUUUUGACUAUGCCUUCACAGCUAUCUUUACAGUAGAGAUCCUACUGAAGAUGACGGCCUACGGUGCGUUCCUACACAAAGGAGCAUUCUGCAGAAACUACUUCAACCUGCUGGAUUUGCUAGUUGUUGGAGUCUCUUUGGUGUCCUUUGGCAUACAGUCCUCAGCCAUCUCCGUUGUAAAGAUUCUAAGAGUACUGCGGGUGCUUCGUCCUCUUAGAGCCAUCAACAGGGCCAAAGGACUCAAACAUGUCGUGCAGUGUGUGUUUGUGGCCAUCAGAACCAUCGGCAACAUCAUGAUCGUCACCACUCUGCUACAGUUCAUGUUUGCCUGUAUUGGGGUGCAGCUCUUCAAGGGGAAGUUUUACCGCUGUACAGACGAAGCCAAGUCGAGUGAACAAGAAUGCAAGGGGACAUUCAUACUGUAUAAUAUUGGUGAUAAUGCAUUGCCCCAAGUGCGGGAGAGGAAGUGGUUAAACAGUGAAUUCAACUUUGACAACGUUCUGAAUGCUAUGAUGGCUCUUUUCACUGUGUCAACCUUUGAGGGCUGGCCAACCCUCUUAUACAAGGCUAUAGACUCAAACAGAGAAAACAUGGGGCCCAUCUACAACUACCGUAUCGAGAUCUCUAUCUUCUUCAUUAUCUACAUCAUCAUCAUCGCCUUCUUCAUGAUGAACAUCUUUGUGGGUUUCGUCAUCGUCACUUUCCAGGAGCAGGGAGAGAAGGAGUACAAGAACUGUGAGCUGGACAAAAACCAGCGUCAGUGCGUGGAGUACGCUUUGAAAGCUCGUCCAUUGCGGAGAUAUAUUCCAAAGAACCACUACCAGUAUAAGUUCUGGUAUGUGGUAAAUUCCACUGGUUUCGAAUAUGUCAUGUUCGUUCUCAUCAUCCUCAACACACUCUGUCUGGCUGUGCAGCAUCAUGGCCAGUCUCAUCGCUUUAAUUAUGCUAUGGACAUUCUCAACAUGAUGUUCACAGGAGUCUUCACAGUGGAAAUGAUUCUUAAGCUCAUCGCCUUCAAACCCAGGCACUAUUUUACCGAUGCAUGGAACACAUUUGAUGCCUUAAUUGUUGUUGGUAGCAUCGUUGACAUUGCAAUCACAGAGAUCAAUCCGACAGAAGCUCCAGUAGUGGCAGUGGAGCGAGGGAACACAGAGGAUAGUGGACGGAUUUCCAUCACAUUCUUUCGUCUGUUUCGAGUCAUGCGUUUGGUCAAGCUGCUGAGCAGAGGAGAGGGCAUUCGGACACUACUCUGGACUUUCAUCAAGUCAUUUCAGGCUCUGCCGUAUGUCGCUUUGCUGAUAGCCAUGCUCUUCUUCAUCUACGCAGUAAUUGGGAUGCAGGUGUUCGGGAAGAUUGCGAUGGUGGAUGGCACACAUAUUAAUCGCAACAACAACUUCCAGACUUUUCCACAAGCUGUACUCCUGCUGUUUAGGUGUGCUACAGGAGAGGCUUGGCAGGAGAUCAUGCUAGCAUGUAUGCCUGGUAAACUGUGUGACUCUGAAUCCGAAAUCACCCCUGGAGAGGAGAAAUCAUGUGGCAGUGGUUUUGCAAUCAUCUACUUCAUCAGCUUCUACAUGCUCUGUGCUUUUCUGAUUAUCAAUUUGUUCGUGGCUGUGAUCAUGGACAAUUUUGACUAUCUGACACGUGACUGGUCAAUCCUUGGACCGCAUCACUUGGAUGAAUUCAAGAGGAUUUGGUCUGAAUAUGACCCAGAGGCAAAAGGGAGGAUUAAACACUUGGAUGUUGUGACAUUACUGCGUAGGAUUCAGCCACCGCUGGGCUUCGGUAAACUCUGUCCCCAUAGGGUGGCAUGUAAGAGGCUGGUUGCCAUGAACAUGCCUCUAAACAGCGAUGGUACUGUCAUGUUUAAUGCCACCCUUUUUGCUCUGGUCAGAACGGCUCUGAAGAUCAAGACUGAAGGAAAUUUGGAACAGGCCAAUGAGGAACUGAGGGCUGUCAUUAAGAAGAUCUGGAAGAGAACUAGUUCAAAACUCCUGGAUCAAGUGGUACCACCUGCAGGAGAUGACGAGGUAACAGUGGGGAAGUUCUAUGCCACUUUCCUGAUACAGGACUACUUUAGGAAAUUCAAGAAACGCAAAGAGCUAGGUCUUGUAGGACGGCACCCUACCAGUCAUAACACCACCAUUGUGCUACAGGCUGGUCUGCGGACACUGCAUGACAUAGGCCCUGAGAUUCGCAGAGCCAUAUCAUGUGACCUGCAAGAUGAAGACCUGGUAGACUUUAACCCCGAUGAAGAAGACAUAUACCGGAGAAAUGGUGGCCUCUUUGGAAAUCAUGUCAAUCAUGUCAAUGGGGAUCACAGAGGCUCAUCCACCUCCACCAAUGUGACCCAGCGACCCCUCCACGUCCCACCCCUUCCCUUCUAUGUGCAAGUUGAGCCUCCUCCACAGCCCCUUUAUGCCCAAAAUCGUCCGUAUUCAAACCCCAACUUGUACUUCAAGUCCCCCAAGUCCUCGAACUCCAACCUCAACAAUGCCAAUGUGCCAUGCAUGCCUGUCCUAACCAACGGAGGGCAGUACCGCCCUCACACAGAUCGGCUCACCAGAAGUCGGGUGUCUUCCCUGGGUUCCUACCUCAACCUCAGGAGUGAUGCAGAAUCACAACGAAAGUCUCAUUUUAAGAGACCACGAUACUAUGAGACCUAUAUUAGGUCAGACUCAACAGCUGGUUUUUACCCCACCAUCUGCCGACAAGCAUCUCUCCACGGGGAUGUAAGCGACGAUGACAGAGGUUCAGUGGAGUAUUACAGCGGGGAGGAGUUUCAGGAGGAUGACCUCAUACUGGCUGGGGACAGGAGGUCAUAUAGAGAGUAUCAAGACACAGUAAGCAGUUUGGAGUCAAAUCCUCCUCAUGAGAACCAAGACCCUGAGUGUUUCUAUGAUGAUGACGAGCAGCCCAUUUGCCAGGAACCUAAGAAAUCGCCGAUGAGAAGACUUCUGCCCUCAACACCUCAGGCUCCUCAUAGACCUUCUUUCAACUUUGAGUGUCUGUGCAGACAAAGAAGCCAGGAUGAGACUCCUCAUUCUCCCUCCUUUCAUCAGCACACUGCUCUACCUCUGCAACUAAUGCAGCAUCAGGUGAUGGCUGUAGCUGGCCUAGACUCCAGCCGAGCACGACUCUCUCCUACACGCUCGAUCCAAUCAUGGUCCACACCCCCGGACACGCCCCCAUCCUACACCCCUCUCAUCCAGGUGGACUGGCAUGGAGAACCACCCAGUGCCAGCAGCACUCCAGCAUUGGCUCGCCGCAGCUCCUGGUACACCCAGAAAGGCCAUGAUUGGUCACCCAAAUCGGUCACACCCACUUCCUCCCUCUUACAGAUCCCACCUGCCUACAGCAGUCAGUAUCUGCAGCAGAGAGGCAGCGCUCAUAGUCUGGUGGAGGCAGUGUUGAUAUCGGAGGGACUGGGAAAAUAUGCAAAGGACCCAAAUUUUGUGGCAGCAGCCAAACAUGAGAUCGCAGAUGCAUGCGAGAUGACUAUUGAUGAAAUGGAAAGUGCGGCAAGCAACUUGCUAAAUGGAAGUCUUGGCAAUAGCGUGGGAUCAGAUGGUACCGGCACGCCCCAGAGCAUUAUAGGCCACAGUCUCCACAACUACAGCGAUGAGGAGACAGAGCCAAACAGUAAAUACGAGGAGGACCUCACAGACGAAAUUAUAUGCAUCUCAAAUUUAUAGCAUUUGCUAAAAAAAAAAAAAGAAAAAAAGAAAAAAAAAAGAACAAACAGAUGAAAGGAGAUAUAGUGCCUUCUAGGGGAGUGGAGACAAACAACUCUUUGGGCCGAUCAACCAAGCAAAAUACUAUCCCAUUCUACAGCUGUCACUUAACUGGGACAUGGGCUUGCUGCAGAAAAAAAAUUACAAAAAAUAAUGUGUGUGAAAGCUCCUGCUGUCCUCAUCACACACUCCUACUCCUCAGGUGACCAGUCAUGUGAAGUACUACCUACACACAUCUGCACUACCCAAGAGCUGCUAACUCCACACUGCACCUCUGCUACCUCUACCAGUCAGGCUCUAAUGUCAUGUCAGCAUGUUCCCUUAGGGACAAAAGACAUUGGGAUGGGGAGUGAAACAGUUAUUGCCCUUUUUCAGACUGUCAAACCAACUUUCACAACAGCUGCAUGAGUGUAUCAUAGUGUCAUUUACAAGCUGCUCUCUGAUUAGGCUGUCUGAAUGAACAGGGUUCAUCACAAUACUGAGUCCAACAAUAAAUUAAAGAUAGUUUGAGCCAGCUAGAAUGUUUUUAUUAGCAUAACACUAACCAGCAUCUCUUAAUCUUUCAUAAUGUACUAGAAAGAUGGACUUCUGGUGUGACCACAGAUUUGUCAGUUAUAAAUGUCACUUGGACAGCUCAAAACCUUCACAGAGGAUUAUCUAACAACUUGUAGUUAUUGUUUACAGUAUAGCAUUUUGCAAAAUUAGAAAAUUCUUGACCAUUCAAGUAAUGCCAUCCAAUCCAAUGAAAGUCUCUUAAUUAAAUAAUAGAUGCAAUUAUGGUUAAAUUAAUUGCAAACAAAUUGAAUGUGUCCUGUUAUUUGAAGCCACUUUCUAUUUCACCUCUCCUAACUGCCAGGUGCAAGAGAAUCACCUGGGCACCUUCUUGUGACUGUGCACACAUUCAAGAGACAUUCCAGGAACAUGUAUUAGCAAUAAAUAUCACUGUCAUCAGACCAUAUUUCCAUUUCUGCACUAUUUCUGUACAUUGGAAGAAAUGUACACCAUAUAGAGCAUACAGGUUUUCUGUCCUCUAAACCCUUUCUGUCGUACCACCCUUUUUUUCAUAGAACACUACAGAACCUAUUAUCUUUGAGUUGACCUUCCCUAGUUAGCAUUGCUAGCCUUAUUUUCUAUCUCUUACCAUAAGCCACUGUGUGAUGGGACUUGGUUUUCCCCCCUUAUGAUGGCUCCUUUGUUCUUUUCAGUUGGGCAGUACAACGCUUUUUUUUUUAUCCUAAGGAACAUGCUGCAAGACACUUGUGCAGCCAGUGUCUGAAUUGUUUUAAAACUGAAGACUGGUACCAGCUAUUUGCUCACUGCCUCAGUAUUAAACAUCUAAAUGACAGGGUCUGACGCCAGUUGACUGGACUUUACAGUUGAACCACCAUAUUAAACCCCAGGCUCAGUAACAUCUGAAAAUAAGUCUGGGUCAGUCCCUGCUAGCUUGCAAGAACUGGGAACAGGCAGUCACUCUUAAAUAGGUGGUGGCCCAAGUUGGAUAGGAUAGUGCUAGGCAACCUGCAGGAUCCGGUGCAAGCUUUCACACAACCCUGGUUGCAGCUAAAUUCGCUAUGCCACAGUGCAAGGUUUUAGUUGAGUUUUAAAGAGGAAUUUGGACAGAUAGCUCACCCAGCAUGCUGUGGUGUGCAUUUUAAGUAAUAUAACAGAGCCCAAGCAGGGUGGAUUGUAACCUGCUGCUGAUGCCUGUAUGCCUGCACAAAGCACUACAUACAGAUACCCACUGCUGAAUGCAGGUGCACUAAUGACAUGCAGUGCAUCACUUGUGGCAUGCACUGGCAAUAUAUUAGCUGUCUUACUGUUAGGAUCGGAGCAAUCACUUCAAUCUACAGAACUGGACACCUCAGUAAGGGAACUGAUUGACAACUCACUCCCAGGAUCUGACAUCCAGGCCAAGGUUUUGGCCCAAACUGGUUUAGGCAUGGCUUCAGGUGUAGUUAACACAGUGUAGUUGACGCAGGUGCACUAAUGACAUGCAGUGCAUCACUUGUGGCAUGCACUGGCAAUAUAUUAGCUGUCUUACUGUUAGGAUCGGAGCAAUCACUUCAAUCUACAGAACUGGACACCUCAGUAAGGGAACUGAUUGACAACUCACUCCCAGGAUGGGACAUCCAGGCCAAGAUUUUGGCCCAAACUGGUUUAGGCAUGGCUUCAGGUGUAGUUAACACAGUACUUUGCUUAACAUGCAAAUAUAUCCUGUUUAGCGGGAUUGGUCUUUGAGCAUGCAGUCCUGAGUAAGACAGCACAGGUUUCGGAAUUACAAAACCAGCUUGGUCAAAUGUCCAGUCAGCAUAUCCUGAUUCUGUAUACCAACAUCCAUGAGGGUUCCAUCAGCUUUACACAAGUCUUAGGCAGGUCAUUGUCCUCGGUCCUCAAGCAGGUGUCUGAGUGCUUCCCAUCCAUCUUGGUGGACGGACCCUAAUAAAGAGUCCACAAGGGUGGGUGGUGACAGGGAUAUUUUACAGCCAGAAACAUUGCUUAUUUGGUAGUGAGAGCACAUCAGAUCAUCCGACCAGUGUCUCAGGGGUGCAAACUUCAGUUAUCCCACUGACCACAACAUUUCCGGAACCAUGGGGCUCCAUCAAUAUCAGACCCCAAAAAAAGUUAUUGCACUAACCCAAUAUUUUCUUUCUCUCGGGAAAGAGGCAUGACCAAAAAUGUCGAUCCUGCAGUUCAAGAAAACAAGUUUUAAUCAACUUUCAUCAGCAGCAUGGUGGUUUUCAUCAAAUUGUAGAUUUGAGAAAUCUAAAUAGUUUCUUCUUCAAGGUGGUCAAAUGUAGUUAAAGCUGUGCAACUACUGUACAGGACAGGUUAUCAUUGCUGGACGUGUGAGUUGUGUAUUUUCAUGCCCCAGAACACAGGUGCUUUAUAAGGUUUGCCUUCUUAGAACAGAGGUCUUGUAUGCCGUUAAGUGGAAGCGUUUCAGUGAAUGUUAACCCUAUAGGCUGGAUCCCUUGUGUUGCCUGGAUCCUGGAACCCAGGAACCCAUUUUUGCUAAAGGUGUAUGUGGCUGCCAUCUCACCUUUAAGUCCACGCUUACGAAUCUAUGCAAGAUGCUAAACUGUACUGAGCAUCUCUGCCUUUUUGAUAAUAACCACUGCCUUUUUGCUAAUGAUCACUACAGCAAAAAAAAUGGGAGAACUGCAUGUGCUGGUGAUUAGUUCACUUUGCACACAUUGGUGGACAGAUUACUCUGGGAUUGAGUUUAAAUCUUGGAUUCCUGCUCAAGGUCAUAUCAGGCAGUGUUGUCAGUAGUCGAUUAAUUUUGCAGCAUUCCAUGAAGGCAAACCUGCAAAGCAAUCCUUGCUAUAUCUAGUAUGGUUCUAUUUAUACUGGAUGGCAGCUAUCCAAUCCUCAGACCAACUGAUCAUUUGAUAUGGAGGAAAGAUAUGAGGGGCUCGCAUGUCUAAGUAGAGACCGACCCACUAGGUAGUGGGCCCACUAGUGGCCUCAUUAUGAGUCUAAGUGUGGCUCUUGGGCAGUAUUCUUGGGAGUGCUACUCCAGGUAGUCUGUGCUGUUUCCUCCUUUCUCCAGGUUCGACAAGGUUAAUAUUAUCCCAUCAGUGAUGCAAGUGUGGCAGUCACCUUUCUUAUUAGACCUACGGUGAGUCCAAUUCCUCAUAACAUUGUAUCCUGGUGAUUCUCACAACUUCUGGCAGUUACAAGGAGGGAAUGCUAAUGAUGUAUGCAAAUAUGGUUCUAUGAAACAGGAAUAACUGCCAGAUACUAUUAUCAUUUUGCCAACAGCAAGAUCUAAGUGAGGAAGUUCCAUUGAUAAUUGGCUGUAUGACUGUGUUAUUUAUUGUAAAUGUAUUGCAAAUACUUUCAUAUGCCACUUUGUGAUUUUACAAAAACUCUCGGUAUGCAUGCACAUGUGAACAAUAAUGUUUCCAGGUGAUUCUCGCUGCACCUGUCGGUUAUCCUGGGUUCAACCACAGUUACAUAUGAAACUACCAUUAUGAAAACAGUUUCCAGUAUUUCAUAUUCAGGUUUGGCUUAUAUCGUUUUUUCGUAAUCUUUUUGCCAACCAUAAGGAUGUAAGAAAUCUGUAACAGGUACUUCUGUUUUUCUAACCCAUUUUAAAGGGUAUAAACUCCAAGGAUGUUUGCUUUUGACAAAUGAAACCUGACUUAUUGUCUGAGCCAUAGAGCUGUUUUCUCACUUUCACUCUUGCUAGAGAUAUUUAAAACUAAAAACUGCUUAUUGCACUUUUCAUGCUACUGUACACAAAGACAAUCUUUUAUAAAGCCCAUUUGAUGAAAUGUCAUGUUACAUCACAACUCUGUUGGUCCAGGUGUGGACAUAUCAUAGUUUUGUACUGCACAGCCAGUUUAUAUGCUCCAUUUGAAAAGGCCUGUUAUCUCGUGUUUGACUAAAACUCCAGGGAUGAAUUCUGUUCUAAAAUGAAUGAAAUGCUGGUAAUACUGCAUCUGUCACUCACUGCCAUGGCACACUCACUGAUUCAGUCAUGAACUGUGUUUGUAUUAUUUUUCUACAUAGUAAACACUGCAUCUGCAUCACUUGCAUAGCACGAAUGCUUGAAACCUGCACAAAGCCAAACUGCUUUGCACCAUACUUUGAAAUACUUGUUUACCAACAAGGGCUCUGAGAAACAUUUCUGGUAUCACACUCUGCAAUGUCCUCAGUGAUCUCAUUUUCAUAUUUGGAAUUUGGAAAUGUAUGCAUCAAACAGGCUAAGCAAAAAUAUGUAUUUGAUGAGAGAACACUAACUGUUUUUAAGUAAACAUGAUAAGCCAGCACUGCUGUAUAGCAGCAGGAGGUUAUAGAAAUUACACCAAACUGUAAAGCUAAAUUUAAAAUUGAACACUAUAAUUCACAUGCACUAAUUUGUAUUUCAAAUGUAUUUCCUUGCCAUUUGCUCCAUUCAUGUCAUUUUAAAUCCUUAAAAUUAGGUAUAGGGCAUUCAAGUAUACACAAGUCCUUUUGCAUUGAACAGUUUUAUUGGGAAAUUGUCAAAUUAUGUUACAAAGACAAUUUGCAAGAGGCAGUGUAAAAGUUUUAAGUUAAAAUGGUUUAUUUUCAUAUAGUGUUUUGUGUACAUGACAUCAUACCCUUUAUUCAAGAACGAUUUAUUUAAAGUAUUCCAAGAUCUGCCUGUAGCUCAUUGCCCUGAAUCACCAGUUUUGUAUUGAUGGACAAUCUGUUUUUGUACAUUAGCUUUUCUCUCUUGUUCUUGGCCUGGAUUAUUUUCUAAACAAAUAAACUGUUUAAAAAUACUCAGUGCUAUGGUAGUCAUCAAGACAUCAUGAACCAUUAGACUGGUAAACAGAAAAUAGUGUGAACAAAUUUGCAACGCCUCCAACCUGCACAUUUCAUUUCCCUGAAUGUAGCUUCUACAUGUGUUUUGUUAGGCACUGAUGCAGAAAUGUAUAAUUGCAGAAAAGUAAAUUACAGAUGUGAGUAACUCUUCUGGUGUUUAUACAGCAGCUCAGUAAUGCUUAUAUCUGUAGAAGCAAAUUCAAUUCCCUUUUUUAUAGACAUAUCACAAUUUAUAAUCCCCAAAUCCCCACUGUGUACAACAAUAUGCUUACUAAAGGUUUGUGCGAUAAGGCAUUAAUUAUGCAUUCACAUGCAAUGCUUAGUUCAUUUGAAUCAAACCCUGGGG
This is a messenger RNA of Ictalurus punctatus (channel catfish), 15800 nucleotides long. RefSeq names its product calcium channel, voltage-dependent, L type, alpha 1D subunit, b (gene cacna1db). The record is from RefSeq and is a predicted model, not a curated record. The transcript is spliced from 49 exons. Gene Ontology annotation, molecular function: high voltage-gated calcium channel activity. The coding region runs from base 3710 to 10117 and encodes 2135 amino acids. Gene Ontology annotation, cellular component: voltage-gated calcium channel complex; membrane. Gene Ontology annotation, biological process: calcium ion import across plasma membrane. NCBI's taxonomy places the organism in Eukaryota, Metazoa, Chordata, Actinopteri, Siluriformes, Ictaluridae.